Messenger RNA from Brassicogethes aeneus, 4749 nucleotides. NCBI's taxonomy places the organism in Eukaryota, Metazoa, Arthropoda, Insecta, Coleoptera, Nitidulidae. The record is from the annotation of a GenBank genome assembly.
CGCGAAAGUUUACUUCAAGAACUUUGUAAACUUUUCCCAUUGAACAAACAUGUGUGUUAUUAUUGUGCUUAUGAUUUAAAUAAAAUUAAUGUUUAGAUAAAUUAGUGAAUAUGGAUUCACUAGAAGAGUCUGUAAAAAAGGAUUAUGAAAGAUGUAAAUAUAUUGUAAAAGUUUGGGAACAUAAAUUUCAAAAACAAAAUAAAAGGUUACCUUCAAAGUUAGAUAUUCGAGAAGCUAGUAAAGAAGUUCGUCAUGCAUAUAAAAAAUAUUUUCAAAUUAAAAGUUCAGUUUUGGAGCAAAGUUUUAUUGAUGUUGAUAUGGGUUUUGAAGAAAAUCCUGAAAGUAAACCAGCCACAUUAGAAGAAGAAAAUGAUCAGAAUGAAUUAAAUCAAUUAGAAUUGAUUGAAUCUGAAUUAAAAUCCCAUGAAAGUUUUGAAAAAAGUGAUACCUGGGGUUCCCAUUUAAAUCAAUCAAAAGAGAUAAAUGCAUUGCCUGAAAAAACAAACAUAACAGAAAAGCUAAACUCAAGCAUUACCAAGAAACUUUUUUGUGGGUCCAAAUUUGCCAAACGCAAUCCUAGAAAGUCAUUGUCCUUUAGUCAAAGAAAAAGUGAUAUUAGUAUAAAUAGUCCCAAUUCAUUUUCACAACCAAUAAUGUCUGAAAACAAUAUAAGUUUAAUGUCGCAAGAAAAUUCUCUUUCCCAAGAUGACAGUUUACUUAUUAAUAAUGUUAAAUAUGUUACACCAAAAGAAAUUAAUUCUACAAAAUCUGUUAAUAUUACCCAUUCUGCUUUGGCAAGUAGCUAUAAUAAAAAUUUAAAAACUGUUGAUAAAGGUUGGUUGAAAAGGGUAUCUGAGCAAAAUGGAAUUAAAAUUGAUAAAUCAGAAGGAGUUAUUAACCAUAUACAAAAACCAACUCUUCCAUCACAAUUUAGCAAAACAAUCGAUGACUUACCAAACAAUAUAGUCACACAAGUAGAUUGUGAUAGUGAUGUUAUAGAGGAAUCUGAUGAUGAGAAUACAUCAACAUUUAAUACACUUCAUGUUGCUAAAAAGAGAAGGAUUGAGGCUUUAAGCACAAAUGAUUUUAAUUUAAUUGGCGAAAAUUCACAAGCAAAUAAUCAAAAUUAUGCAGCACCUACUGAUAUGGUUACACAGGGACUGCCAAAUAAAAUUAAUGAAAAUAAUCAAAGUAAUUUAUGUAUAAGGGAAACUUUAGAAGAAGUGGGUUGCAUUGGUAAACAACAGGAAAAAGCAACAAUAAUAGGCACAAAUAUAUUACCUAAUCAAACAUUAGAAAAUAAUCAAAACAUUGGAAAUAAUCAAAGUAAUUUAUGUAUAGGGGAAACUUUGGAAGAAGUGGGUUGCAUUGGUAAACAACAGGAAAAAGCAACAUUAAUAGGCACAAAUAUAUUACCUAAUCAAACAUUAGAAAAAGUUAAUAGCAUUCCUAAGCAAAAGAAAAAAAAAAUAUCAACAAAGAGUACUUGUGUACAGAAAAGAAAAGGUGUUUCCAAAGAAAAAAAUGAUUCUGAAGAAAAUACAGGUUCCAAUAUAAAAAGACGAUCAUCCAGACACACUAAGAGUAAAGUUAGUUUACAGGAAUUGUCCAGUGGAGAGGAAGAUCCAUUUGCUUCAGAUACUAGUGAUUGUGAUCCUACAUUUUCCCUGGAUGAAUUAAAAGUAAAUAAAUUCAAUAACUUAGAUUUGUCAAAGGAAAUACCAACUUCAAAAACAAAUAAAAAAACUCCCAAAAUUAAAAAAUCUGUAAAAACUAAAAUUAAAAAGACACAAAUAGAAAAUCCCGUAGAAAAUAAUGACAAUGAGAAUACACCCUAUGACCUAGAAUUUUCAGUAAAACCAAGAAUUGUUGCUCCCAGAUACACUGACAUAAAAAAAGUAAUAGCUGGAAACAAGGUUAAAUUAAAGCCCCAAAAAAGUACUAUUGAAAAAAAUAAAAUUAACAAAGAACCAAAAGAUAAAAAACAGCAAGCUAUAGAAAAACUGGAAAAAAAAAUUUCGUCUGGCAAUUUAAAUGAAAAUUUUGUGAGGAUUAAUAUGAAGAAAAAAGUAUUUGUUCGUGGAAAAACUACUAUGAAUUUUAGCAGAUACAAAAAAACAAUGUGGAAAAACAAAAAGAAGUCAUUAGCAGGACCAGAAAUGGAUAUGGGUGGUUGUGAUGGUGGUGUGUUAACAUGCUUUAACUGUGGACAAACAGGUCAUUUUGCAAGAAAUUGUAAAACCUUAAAGGGUGAAGGUUUACUUCCUAAUAAUGCUACUUUAGAGGAGGAAGAAUGCUCUUUUCCAACUUUGGAAGAGGCUGCAGAAAUGGCCAGUCAAAGUGUUCUAAGCAUAAGAAAACCAAAUAUUGUUGUAAAUAAACAAUGCAGUAAAAAUGAAAACGAAACUUCAGAUUUAGAGUUAGAGAGUGCUAAUGAAGAAAAUUUGGAUGAUGCCUUUGAUGAUGAUCCCUUUGAUGAAGACCUUGAUGCAAAUUUAUUAUCUGAAGCCAUAAAAUUGGAAGAACAUGUCAAACAGUUAAAUGUUCAAUUAUACAUGGAUAAUGUUAAAACAGUUGAUCCACUUUAUCCACUUAAAACUGAUAUGUCAAUAAUAGACACACCUGAUGAAGUUUUUAAUGCUUUGAAUAAAUUUGGUCAUAACUUAUUCAAACCUGGGCAAGAACAAGCUGUAAUGAGAAUUUUGUCAGGCAAAUCUACUUUAGUUACGUUAAGCACAGGUUCUGGCAAAAGUUUAUGUUAUCAACUACCUGCUUAUUUGUAUGCUCAACGCGAGCCAUGCAUAUCUCUUAUUAUUUCUCCAUUGGUGUCCCUUAUGGAGGAUCAAGUCCAUGGCAUACCUUCGUUUUUAAAGGCUGCCUGCUUACACACGAAUCAGUCUAAAACUCAACGCGAAAAAGUUAUGGAAGCCUUGGGUUCCGGAAAUUUGGAUGUACUGCUUAUCUCCCCUGAAGCAGUUGUGGCAGGAGAAAAGCAAAGUGGAUUUGGAUCAUUGUUUAGGAAGUUACCGCCAAUAGCCUUCGCAUGUAUAGAUGAGGCUCACUGUGUAUCACAAUGGUCUCAUAAUUUCCGUCCUAGUUACCUUUUAAUUUGCAGAGUGUUGCGUGAAAGUUUAGGAGUAAAAACCAUUCUAGGUUUAACCGCAACAGCUACAAGAUCUACCUGUGAUAGCAUUAUAGAACAUUUAAAUAUUCCAGAUGGAAGAGAUGGCGUGAUUAGCGAUAUUCCACUACCUAAUAAUUUAAGUUUAACUGUAUCUAAAGAUGCCCAAAGAGACCAUGCCCUUUUGGGAUUGUUGUUAUCAGAGAGAUUUGCUAGUUGCAAGAGCAUAAUUGUUUACUGCACAAGGCGGGACGAAUGCGAGAGAGUGGCCUCAUUUUUAAGAACUAGCCUUAAGAAUGAAUCGGCUGUUGAACCCACUAACAAAAAGCGCAAACGUGUAAAUUUACAAGCAGAACCUUACCAUGCCGGUCUCUCGGCUAGCCGUAGAAGAACUAUACAAAACAAUUUUAUGUCGGGAGCUUUACGUAUAGUUGUUGCUACGGUAGCUUUUGGUAUGGGCAUAAAUAAAUCUGAUAUAAGGGCUGUCAUUCAUUUUAACAUGCCCAAAAGUUUUGAGAGCUAUGUUCAAGAAGUAGGCAGAGCUGGAAGGGAUGGUCUAGAAGCACAUUGCCAUUUAUUUUUGGAUUCUAAGGGUAAAGAUGAAGAUGAACUUCGUCGGCAUAUUCAUGCAAAUUCCAUUGAUCGCCAUGUGAUACGAAAGUUACUUCAAAAAAUUUUUGUCCCCUGCUCAUGCCAAAAUGAGUGUCCAAAACAUGAAGUAGGAUUUUCAAUAGAACAAACAGUAUCCUUUUUAGAUAUACCAGAAGAAAAUAUAUCAACUCUAUUAUGUUACUUGGAACUUCACAAAAACAAAUACAUACAACUUUUAAGUCCUGCAUACACCUGGUGCAAAGUAAUAUCAUAUGGUGGACCCAUGCUUAUAAGACAAGCUGCUAAAGAAUGUCCGCCACUGGCCAUGGCUUUAGCUUUGCAUAAAAAAAUCGAAAAUGAAGAUCCAAACACAUUAGAAUUUCCCAUUAUUGAUAUAGCUAGUGCCAUUGGGUGGGAAAGUGGUAUUUGUAAACAUAAAUUAAAGAAUUUGGAAUGGACUACUGUUAAUAACCAGCCUAAAAGAUCAUCUUUAAGCGUUGUAUUCUCGAAUCUUGGAUUUCGUUUGUUAGCACCAGGAAACCUUGAUGAUGAUCAAUUGGAUGAAGCCCUAGAUAGCUUAUACACAAGAGUGGUGGAUCAAGAACGCAUGGCCCUAUUACAAUUGAGAGCUGUUCAUGAAACCCUUGUAGAAGUUGCUGGUCCCACCUAUCGUACUUGUUUAGGCGAUGAAACUGAAAAUGUAAACAAACUGAAGAAUAAAGUAAGGGAGUAUUUUGAAUCAUCGGAUCCCCUGGGGUCUCUCCCCGAAAUAAAACCCAAACCUGUGAAUGAAGAACUCAUAAUUAAUGAUAUUAAAACUUUAAUUCAUAUGUAUAGAGAUAACUCUUUUACUGGAAGAGCUAUUGCAAGAAUAUUUCAUGGUAUUCAAAGCCCCAACUACCCAGCUGUAAUGUGGGGAAGAUGUAAGUUUUGGAGAAGUCAUAUUGCAGUUGAUUUCCACACAAUUUAUAAACUUGCAACCAUAGAAAUUCUUAAAUUAAGAUAAGUUUAAAUCAGAUUUAUAUUUUUUAUAGUUA